AUGGACCGGGCCAUGAUGCUACCCAGUUAUCAGUUCAACCAUUUUGAUGGUAAUCAGCAGGACUGGCAGUUUGAGGAUUGCAAACUGGCCAGAUCAGGUCCUCCAGCAACAAUAGUGGCAAUUGAUGAAGAAAGUAGAAAUGGAACACUUUUGGUGGACAAUAUGCAGAUUAAGGGGACAGCAGGUGGCCCAAGUCCUACCAUCGCCUUAUUGUUGCGAGAUAACCAUGACUUCUGGGUGAUUCUGGAUGCUGUCAAUCAAAGGCUGUAUUUGAACAGCACAGGCCGUGUUCUGGACAGAGAUCCUCCAUCAAAUAUCCAGUCCAUUGUGGUACAGCUGCAAUGCACUAAUCUGCAAGUCGGAAGCAUCAUCAACCAUGAAAUACGAAUUAUAGUCAGAGACCGAAAUGAUAACUCUCCACAGUUUCAACAUCCACAAUACUAUGUGGCAAUAAAUGAGUUGACACCAAUUGGCACAACCAUUUUCACUGGCUUCUCUAGAAAUAAUGGAGCAAUUGACAUAGACGAUGGCCCUAACAGACAGAUAGAAUAUGUUAUUCGACAGAAUCCAGAUGAUCCAGAAUCUAGUAAGACAUUUGACAUCCCACUCACAUUAUCAGGAGCUGUGAUUUUAAGAGAGAGGCUAAAUUAUGAAGAAAAGACACGUUAUUACGUCCUUGUUCAAGCCAAUGACCGAGCUCCAAAUCCAAAUGAUAGACGAACCAGCACAACCACCUUGACAGUCGAUGUACUCGAUGGAGACGACCUUGGCCCAAUGUUCCUUCCGUGUAAAUUGGUCAAUAAUACUCGGGAUUGCCGUCCCCUCACAUACAAGGCCAGCGUGCCUGAGCUCACUGAUCCGGCGAGGAUAAAUCCAGUGAAUGUGACUCCUCCAAUUUUAGCUGUGGACCAGGAUAGAAACAUUCAGCCAGCGGAUGAUCGACCAGGGAUUCUGUUCUCCAUUCUCAUUGGGAAUCCUGAGGAUUAUGCCAACUACUUCUUUCUGAAUAAUACCACAGCAGAACUACAUCUCCUUCAGCCAAUAAACAGGGAUUUGCAUCAGAAAUUUGAUUUAGUUAUUAAGGCAGAACAAGACAACAGGCAUCCACUGCCAGUUUUUGCCAAUCUUCACAUAGAGGUCCUGGAUGAAAACAAUCAAGGCCCAUAUUUUGCAAGAACCACCUAUCAGGGAUUUAUUGUUGAGUCUGCUCCAGUAGGAACAUCCCUUUCAGACAGUAAAAAUCUGACAAUGGCAUUAAAAAUUGUAGCCCUGGAUAAUGAUGUGGAAGAGGUUGCAUCAGGUGCUACUCCUACAAAAGAUCCACAUCUGCGAAUUUCAGUGAAUGAUUUCAGCACAGUAUUUGGUGUAACUCCCACUGGAAUAACUCGUUACCUGACGUUGCUCAAGCCUGUUGACAGGGAGCGCCAGCAGAAUUAUACUUUUACAAUGACUGCCUCUGAUGGCGUUCAAGAGAGUACUUCUGUUAUUGUCCAUGUCUUUGUGAUCGAUGCAAAUGACAACACACCAACUUUUCAGAACAUCUCCUACAGUGUGGAUAUCUAUAAUGACAUGAGGCCUGGAGAAACUGUCAUACAGCUCAUUGCAUCUGAUGCUGACGAAGGCCAAAAUGGAAAGAUCACCUAUGAAAUUCUGGCUGGAGGUCAUGGUGACUUUGUAAUAGAUAACAACACUGGACUUAUCACUAUGGCGCCUGGAGUUGCUUUAACAAUUGGGCGAUCCUAUGCUCUAACUGUCAAAGCAAUAGACAAUGCCAUGCCUGCUCAAAGAAGAAACUCUAUCACCACUGUUUAUAUUGAAGUCCUUCCUCCAAACAACCAGAGUCCACCAAGGUAUCCACAGAUGCUAUAUAACCUUGAAGUGAGUGAAGCUAUGAGAAUAGGGGCAACUUUGCUGAGUUUGCAGGCCACCGAUCGUGAGGGAGAUCCAAUCACCUAUCGCAUUCAGAAUGGAGAUCCACAUCAAGUCUUUAACAUCACUCAAAACGGUGGGCUACUUGUCUUAGGAAAACCUUUGGACAAGGAAAGUACGGAUCGAUACAUACUUAUUGUAACAGCUUCUGAUGGCAGGCCUGAUUCGACGUCCACUGCUACAGUCAACAUAGUAGUCACUGAUGUGAAUGACAAUGAUCCGAUCUUUGACCCCAUCUUCCUCAGGAACUUUACUGUACUGGAAGAAGAGGCAAAUGCCCUUGUUGGUCAAGUUAGGGCUGCAGAUGCAGAUGCUGGUAUGAAUGGACAAAUUCGCUACAGCUUGGGAAAUUAUAAUGGCAUUUUCAGAAUAACAUCAAAUGGCAGCAUUUAUACAACAACGCCAUUAGACCGAGAAACCCAAGAUGCAUAUGACCUGAUUGUAGAAGCUUCAGAUGGAGCAGUGGACCCUCGUCGUUCAACCCUCACUGUACCAGUCAGAGUCCUAGACAUUGAUGACAACAGUCCUAUAUUUUCGCAAUCCAGCUACACGGUUACUCUGCCAGAAAAUAAUUCACCUGGAAUUGUUAUUCUGCAAUUAAAGGCAACAGAUGUUGAUCUUGGUUCCAAUGUGACGUAUCGUAUAAGAAAUCAGGAAUCCAUGGAGCUAUUUUCUGUAAAUCGCUGGACAGGAGAAUUAUCAAUUUUACAGUCUGUGGAUUAUGAAACUCUAUCUGCUACAGAUGCAAGCUACACAUUUGUAGUGGAGGCACUGGACAGUGGAGGGAGUAUGCCUCCAGGUUUAGCUACUGUGACUGUCCAAAUCAAGGAUAUGAAUGACCACACUCCAGAGUUUAGCAAACCUAUCUAUAAAGGGAUGGUGGCACCAGAUGCUUUGAAGGGUACCCUUAUCGCUACCGUAUCGGCUGAGGAUAAAGACCCUCCUGGAGGUCCAGCAAGCAGAAUCAGGUAUAAAGUUGAUAUGGCCCACACUCAAUACAGUGCAAGCAUCUUUGAUGUGGAAGAGGACACAGGACGAGUGUUGACCCGGGUCAAUCUCAAUGAAGAACCUAGUUCGAUUUUUGAACUAGUUGUUAUUGCAUUUGAUGAUGGAGAACCUGUGAAGUUUAAUUCUACCACAGUAGUCAUCACUGUCCUGCAGCCAUCAGUAAUUCCACGUUUUACACAAGAAGAGUACAGACCUCCACCUGUAAGUGAAGGUGCACGAAUAGGAACCACAGUUGUCACUGUAACUGCAGCUGCUAUCAAUCAAACCAUAGUGUAUUCAAUUAUAGCCGGCAAUGAUGGCGGAAAAUUUAAGAUUGACGAACGCACAGGAGUCAUCACUACAAAUAACACACUGGACUAUGAGACAACAAAAAGCUUUGAAAUUAGAAUCCAGGCAGAUCCAUUGCAGCUGGUGCGAUCAAAUCUCAGAGUUCCAUCAAGAACAAACACUGCAAAGGUUUUCAUUGAGGUACAAGAUGAAAAUGACCAUGCCCCUGUUUUCACCAGACCUCUAUACCUGGGUGGAGUGGCUGAAGAUGCCAAGACAUUCACCUCUGUGCUGCAGGUUGAGAUCGAAGAUCAGGACACUGGAAACUAUAGUGCUGUUCAGUACCGACUAAUCAUACCACCCUCGAAGGAUGGUAAGGAUGGUUUUGUGAUAGAGGCGUACACUGGCCUCAUCAAGUCAGCAAUUACAUUCAGAAACAUGAGACGAUCCUACUUUAAAUUUGAAGUUAUUGCAACAGACAACUAUGGGACGGGACUGAGCAGCAGUGCACAAGUUGUUGUGUCUGUGGUCAAUGAGCUGGAUAUGCAAGUGGUUGUUUCAAAUGUUCCCCCUACUCUGGUGGAACAGAACAAAGAUCAGCUUAUCAGAAUUUUGGAACGUUAUGUACAAGAUCAGAUUCCAGGUGCAACAGUGGUAGUGGAAUCCAUAGGACCCCGUAAGCAUGGAGAUGGCUUUCAGGAAGAGGACUACUCUAAGUCGGACCUGAUGGUUUAUGCCAUUGACCCUUUGACAAAUCGAGCCAUAUCACGGAAUGAACUUUUCAAAUUUUUGGAUGGCAAACUUCUUGAUAUUAACAAAGAAUUUCAGUCAUACUUGGGACAAGGAGGGCGUAUUUUGGAAAUCCGAACUCCAGAUGUGGUGUCAAAUGUGAAGAAACAGGCGCAAGCAGUGGGUUACACAGAAGGAGCUCUGCUUGCACUCGCUAUUAUUAUCAUCCUCUGCUGCUUACCUGCUAUUCUGAUUGUCAUGGUCACCUACAGACAAUUUAAGGAGCGCCAGGCAGAGUGUGCAAAGACUGCAAGGAUCCAGAUGGCUUUGCCGGCAGGCAAAUCAACUGGUGGCCCGGCAAAUAACCUAUAUGAAGAGUUGGGUGACAGCACUAUGAGAGGAUAUGGACAACAAGAGCAACAGCAAUUACUGAGGCCUUCGCUGCUCAGACCUGAGGAACUCUCCAUGGAAUCUGGCAUUGAUCCUGGCCAGGAGUACUACGCACAGGAUUACUACAAUUAUGAGCCUGGGUAUGAAGUGCCACAGUAUGGAAGUCGUCGUAGAUUAAUCUCUCCAUCUGGUAUGUACGAUGAAUUUGGAGAGGUAAUAAUGGAAGAUGAUGGAGGCUACUAUUACAGUCCAGAUGGAUCUAACGCAGGUCCAGAGGGAGUGGAUCCAAGGAAAGGUCCUGUUAGAAAGAGUAGGAUUCAGGAAGCUGGAGAUCAGGCAGAGACAGGGAUGUCGAGUAGCGAGGCAAUAGAUCCCACUGGAGCUUCAGAAGGAACUGCAGAGUUGGCGGGUGCCUCAGUGGUUGCAGAUGAAGCUGUGCAAGGAAUUGUACGUGAAGGAGAAGGAAAGAAAAAGGUGAAGAGUGUGUUACAGAUUAGCAAACUAGCGCCAAGUGGUGUGACAUUUGAACAACAGAUGGAUGGAGAGCAACAAGUGGGAACUCCCAUUGCUUUUCACUCUCCAUGGAAAAAGGCAAAAAUAUUUCCUAUGAUACUUCAGAGGGUAAAAGCAAGCACCAAAGAUUCCAGUUAUGCCAAACUUGUGUCUGCACGUCGUGUGGAUAGCCAAGAGAGUGUAACGAGUACAUCUUCAGGAAGUGUGGUCAAUGGAAAUUCUGUUCAGAAGUCAAUCAAAGAUAAGCCAACAGAGAAAAGAAAGCUGGGCAAAGUGCUGAAGCAUAUCAACAUCUCCAAACAGUUAAAAUCCAGGCGUAAAUCACAGGGUUCUAUUAGUAAAAGUUCAGCUGCUGAGAGUGAACUGGAGGAAGGGUCCCAAACUAAGGGGAGCAGUGAAUCAGAAAAGGAACAAAAGAAGUCAAAAGUUGCGAUUAAUGUCACUGCAGAGAGUGAUCAGGAAACAAGUGCAACCUCUGAGGACGAUAGUGAUGGAUCGGAGAAGAGACGGGAUUCCUCCAAAACGACAGGAGAUGACCAGUCACAAAGAAGUAGCACCCAACAGUCACAGACUGAAGAAAAAGCCUAUCUUAAAGUGACACUGGAUCAGGAUGAAACCAAUGAAAGUACAGUAGACUCUGAUGAAGAAAAAGAUGAUGAAUCAGUUGGAACGGAAGACGAGGCCAAGUCAAAGAUUGACUCUGAUGCAGGAGAAGCAGAAUCAGAGGAUGGUGGUACUUCAGAAGGUGCAGAUUCUGAUGAAGAAUCAAAAAGUGAAAUCUCUGAUAAAUCUAGUUCUGGAAGUGGACAGAGUUCACAGAAUAGAGCUUCUGUUACAGAAGGUCAAGAUUCAGUAUCGAUAGUGUCGGGCAGAAUCGAAUCCAAUGCUGAGGAAAUAUCUGAUGAAUCUGAAGGAGAUGGUGGUAAUAGCAGAACAACAGAAUCAAAAACUAGGUCAAGUACAUUUAGCAAAGGGAGUGUUAUCAGUAGGAGUACGUCAAUAGCAACAGAAAGAACAGGAAUGUCAGAUAGUUCCAUAGACAGUGAGGCCAGUCAGCAAACAUCAAAUGUAGAUAGUUCUCAAGGAAAGUCCAGCCUGUCAACUCAGACAAACACAGCUAGCAGGGAAACAGAUGUCACAAUGGGACGUAGUAGUUCACGUGGGUCUUUAUCAGGGAGUGGACCAAGUGUAAGAAAAUCAACAUCUGUCACUGAGGAAAGUCAAAGUUACAUGUCGAAAGUGUCAACAUCUGCCAGUGAAUUUGAAGCAAUUCAGGAGGAAUCCGAUGAAGAAUUCAUGUCUGAAGACAUCACAUCUGAAGGGAAUGAAGACAGUGAAAGUAAAAUCAAUGCAUUUAUAAGUCAGGAAGAGGAAGAGUCUGGGAACAGUAGCGAUGGAACAAAAUUUGGAACAUCAAUCAGUCAAAACAGUACCAAUAGGAGUGAGAGCAGGUAUAGUAAAUUGACAGAUGCACAGAGUGACAGUGUUGGAAAUAGUAUGAGGAGAACAAACAGUGAUCAGUCAGAUUACAAUGACAGUGAUGAUGUCAGUCAAGCACCAGUUUCACAGCAAACAACUAUUAGUAGCGCAUUCAGCAAAAGCAGGUUAAAAAGCUUGAAGAGCAAUUAUAGUGACAAUACUGAACUCUCCAGAAUCAGUGAUAGAAGUAGCUUGAGACAUAGUUUGACAAGUGUGGCAGAUUCUAAUCAAAGCGAGAUCUCGGGUUAUUCUGAGAGAAGUAACAGAAUGAGCAAAGUAAGUAGAAAGAGUGGAAGUUUAAGCAAAGGAACAUCUUCAGAAUAUAAUGAAUCCAGCAGUGUUGGAGAAGGCUUGCAAGAAUCAACAGAGGACAAUGAAGGACUAGAUGAAGAAAUAUCAGAAGCGGAAAGUAUUCAGGACACAGUGACAUCAUUAUAA
Molecule: messenger RNA, 6753 nt
Organism: Callorhinchus milii (elephant shark)
Lineage: Eukaryota; Metazoa; Chordata; Chondrichthyes; Chimaeriformes; Callorhinchidae
Gene: pcdh15b
Product: protocadherin-related 15b
Exons: 38
Coding region: 1-6753 (2250 amino acids)
Biological process (GO): inner ear development; homophilic cell-cell adhesion; sensory perception of sound
Cellular component (GO): plasma membrane; stereocilium; cell-cell junction
Molecular function (GO): calcium ion binding
Source: RefSeq, a predicted model, not a curated record